AUGAAGUUCAUAAAGAAAUGUGGGUCCUCCUGGGCUAGUGAAGAGUCCUUCAAGGUCUAUUCUGGAUCUACUCUUCUUUACACUGGAACAGGCUUUGCUAACAGUGAAACGCGUACUACUGAAAAAUGUUUGACCACUUCGACUAAUAAUCAAUACACCAUUGAGUUGAUUGAUUCUUAUGGUGAUUCCUGGUACAAUGGAGCAUUCCUUGCUGUCUAUGGAAAGUCUGGCAACGCUGUUUUCAAGAACACUUUGGUUGAUGACCGUAAAGAAACUUAUACUGUGUCUUUGUACUAUGGUGUUGAGGAGGGUGCUACUUGGAAGAUGACCUCUGGAUCGAUUACUGAUGGCUGGACUGCUUAUUCGUUCUCUGAUAGCACUUGGUCGGAUGCUACCCUUGGCUCUGUGACUGCGACUGCUUCUGGUACUCAGUACUUCCGCAAGCAGUUCGUGGGUCUUGCGAACAUGGCUGCUUAUGAUGUGAGACUGUACUACAAGGCUGGAGUGAUUGCCUAUAUCAAUGGAGCGGAGGUCUAUCGUGAUAACAUGCCUGCUGGAACUGUUUCUGCUGGUACUACUGCUACUGGAGAAUAUUCUGAGAUUGCUUAUCGUGGAUUCAUUCGUCCUGGCUCUGAAGUGGCUGCUCAACAAUCUAUUUUGGCUGUUGAAGUCCAUUUCCUUACUGCGCAAACCAACGUCGAUUUCAAUGCUUAUCUUGCUAUUUUGGCUGCUUCUACUACCGAAGGAAACUGCUUCGUCUAUGCUGAGCCCGUAGACGUGGAUGCUACUGGUGGCAGGAAUGUUGCCAAUAUCUUUGAUUUUGGACGAACGUCUUAUUACAAUGCUGCCUCCACAUAUCUUCCUGCUACUGUAACCUACUCCUUUGAAGGACCGAGACCCUACGUUAACUCCGUUCGUGUUUGGCCUUAUACGUCUAUUACAUCUGCUCCUAGCACAUUCACAUGGCAAGGAUCGAAUGAUAAUUCGCAAUGGACAAAUGUAGUUUCUGUAUCCGAUGCUACUUAUGAAAGUGAGACUUACCAGAUCUUUGGUGGUUAUUUCUAUGCUUCUUUAUUCCAACACUAUCGCGCUCAUAUUGUCAGCAGUGGCUACAGCUAUGUAUAUACUUAUGAAAUGCAGCCUCUGACCUGUACUACAGCCAUUCCCACCUCGAUUACCUUCACUCCCAAUACUUACACAUUCUGGGCCAAAUACGAGCAGGUGUAUAUCCGACCUGAUAUCAAUGAAUUUACUUCUUGUACAGCUCAGAACCUUCCUGAAGGACUUACCAUUGAUGCUACUUCUUGUGUGAUUUCUGGAGUUGUAAACAGUGCUGUAUCGGGUGUGACAGUUACUGUCUCUUCGGUUGUUCUUGGAAACACCUACACUGGAUCGUUCACGCUUACCAUUCAGGAAUGUACCGGAACCAUGCUCAACAUUCUUCGUACAUAUAAGUCGAGUGCUACUUAUGAAAGCUUCGAAAUCAAGGAUGCUACAAACCAGCAAGUUCUGAUUUCUGUUGCUUCCAAUUCAGGUCAGAUCAAUAAUGAAGACUGGACUAGCGUCGCUUGCGUUACUGGAUCCAAGUACCAAGUGACUGUUGGAUCUACCUCCACCUAUUGGAGUUCUCUGUCGUUCCUUUAUGUCCGUGCUGUUCUCUCUGGAAGCGAAAUGGAAACGGUUCUUCGUAUGAAAUAUGAUUCGAGAGUUGGAUUUGCCACCACUCGCACUUUCAAUGCUCAGUUUGCCAUUCUUCCCCAUUCCAACUGGUACUACAAGCAUGGCGAAGUUCCUACUGAUUGGUCUUCGUCGACUUCCACUGAAGGAUGGACUGAGGGAAAUGACAGCAACUACCCCGAUUCUUCCAACCAGAUUCAGCUGUACAAGAAGACAUUCACUGUAUCAGACAUCAACAACAUUGCCGGAUUUGUUCUUUCCAUCAAGUUCAAGUAUGGAUGCAUUGUCUAUUUGAAUGGACACGAAGCGUUCAGAAAGGGAUUGACGGAUGCUACGAUCAGCACUUCAAGUUAUGCUGACAACAUUUACACAAGUACUAUCUAUCAUCAGAUUUCUCUUCCCAUCAAGACGGUUCAAAUUGGAGAGACUGCUGGUGUGAACUACAUUCAGCAAGGAUCGAAUACCAUCGCUAUUGGUAUUGUUGCUGCCAAUGCAAACCAGAAGGAGGCGAUCUUCGAUGGUGCUCUUCGAAUGAUGGGAGAAGAGAUCACAUCUCGUGUCUUCGAUUACACCGUUACCUACAGUGGAAUUAGUGGAAGCCCUUCAUCUAUGCUGAACCAAUACUACGGAUAUACAGUGUAUUAUUCUUCGUGUGCCAAUAAUUACUACAACAUUGCCUUUACCAAUGAUCGUCACGAAUGGAUUAACUCUGUGACUAUCAAGCUGUACUACACGCAGAGUACUCAGCAAGUUCGUCAGUUUGUUUUGAAGGGUCGUAAUGGAAGUGAUGAUUGGACAACAGUCGCUACUGUUACUGGACUUACCUGGUCUCAAACUGGCCAGGCUCAGACGAUCUAUUUCCAGAACAACAAGGCCUAUCAUGAGUAUCGUUUCGAGAAUUUUGCUACUGGUGAUACUUCUGAAUGUUAUUGGAAGUUCAAUACCUUGGAUUUGAAUGCUGUAUAUACAACAAUGACCGUUCCUGAACUUGCUUAUGAAUCCACGACCAUUUUCAAGGAUGUCGAAAUGGGAGAAGUGUACCCUAAUUCAGAGUAUUACUUCAAUUUCCAGGUCAGUCCAGCUUUCCCCGAUGGAAUUAAGAUUGAUCCUAACAGCGGUAUUAUUUCUGGAACUGCUACUGCUGAGAUGGCAACCACUACUUAUUCAAUCACAGCUAGCAAACUGACUGGAGGCACUUCUACUGCUUCUUUCUCGUUAUCUGUUGAAAUUUGCACUGGAGGCCGUUCUUUGGUUACUUUGGUAGCUCGUACCGAUAGCUAUCCUGAGCAGUCUUCCUACAAGCUUUAUCAGGGAAUUGGAACCAGUGGAACUGUUGUCAGAUCCAUUGAGCGAUUUGCGUCAUCUUCUUCUCUGAACUAUGGAGAUUUCUGUCUGAAUGAUGGAAUCUACACUCUUGAAUUGCUCGAUUCUUCUUCUAAUGGUUGGACCAAUCCUGCUGGCUAUUAUUUGACUGUUGAUGUAGGUGAAAUGAUCUUUGAAAUGGGUCAGGUUCCCACGGGAGUUGCUUCUGUGAGCACAAUGUUCUCUUCCUAUUUCCCAUUCCAAGUUGACUAUACUGAAUGGAAGAUUAGCUACAAUUAUGUAGAGAAUUGGAACUCUAAGGAUUUCGAUGAUUCUACAUGGGCAUCGAAGAAGGCGAAAGAUAUUGGAACGAACGCCGGAGUCACUACAUACAUUCGCAAGGAAGUGAACAUCCCCGAUAUUGCCAACUACCAUGUGCUGAAUAUCCGUGUGAAGUAUGCUGGAGGAGUUGCUGCUUACUUCAAUGGCAGAUUGGUGGCUCGAUUCAAUCUGGAAGAGAAUUUCGAUUCCGAGUCAAAGUCCAUUGCUGUCCACAACCAAGAUACGUUCUCCAAGUUCCAUGUGAUCAUGUCUACUGUUGGCGGAGUAACUGGAAAGAACAUCAUGGCAUUUGAGGUCCAUCUUCCUCUUGGUCAGUCUUCUUCGAGCCCUGUCGUGUUCGAUGCUACUGGCGUGUUUGGAGUGAAUGAUUGCUCGAUUCUUGUGGAUACUAUCAUCAACGUCGAUGGAACUACUGCAUAUUCUUGUGAAUUAGAAGAGCUUCUGGAUCUCAAUCCUACGACUUAUGGAUAUCAGUCGAAUUCUCAGAAUACCUAUCUCGAGUGGGAAGUGGAGAACCUGGAAGGAUCCAAGUUCAAUAACUUCGGAAUGCAGACUGUGUAUUUGCGUUCUUCCUACGGAUUCUCUCUCUAUGUGCGCAGAGAAAGCACUGAUGAAGACACCUCUGCACUGGCUCUUCUUGGUCAGAGUACGAAGGCAUUGCAACGUAGUUAUUGGUCUGUGCCUGUGGGUAUUGCUGGAUUCAGAUACUUCCGAUUCGAGGUGGAUGACACUGCCUCGAGUACUGUGUACGUGAGUUCGUACAUGCUUUUGUACUGCAAGCCCAGUGGAACUGACACUUGUCCUGGAAUCGACGAUUAUCCGUCUGUGGGAGAGGGAGAAAUCUCGCCUGCUCCCUGCGAGGAGGGAUAUCGUGGAUAUUCGUACCGCACUUGCUCAAAUGGCCAGCUGGGUGAGAUCAACAACCAGCAUUGCACUCAAAAGGAACCUACGAAAUUGUUGUAUAGUGCCAGUAUUUAUAAUCUCAUUAUGGGAACCAGUGUCAGUAUUCCUAAGCCUACCUAUAUGAACAUCAUUUCGGAAUUCUACAUGGCUGAUAACACUUUCCUGCCUAAUGGAUUGGCUUUGAACGCCCAGACGGGAGAAAUUACUGGAAUGCCUACUGAAGAGUAUGGAUUAAAAACCUUCACGAUCUACGGUAAGAAUGAUGUUGGUACCACGUUCACUACUAUCAACAUUUCUGUUAAGAAGGGAACUUGCAAGGCCGAAGGAAACUUCCCGAAUACGCCUGUUGGUGAGGUGUAUGUCUAUGAUUGUGCUUUGGGCGGUUCGUAUGUGGGUACUCAGAAGAGAGCUUGUCUGCUUGGAGAAAAGGAUGGAGAAUGGCAAGCGAUUACUGGAUCUUGCAUGCCUGUUUGGAUGAUUAUUGUGCUCGUGGUGGUCGCUAUUAUCAUUGUCGUGACUGUUAUUUUCAUCCUGGUGCGUGUGACUAGCACGGCGAAGGCUGUCGGUGGUGUAAAGGGAAAAAGCGCUAGAGCAUCUGGAUCGCAGAAGAAGACGCUGUCCAAGAAGGAUAGCGCAAAGAAAGCUGUGAAGGUUUAA
Blastocystis hominis is the source of this 4881-nucleotide messenger RNA. RefSeq lists its product as hypothetical. The coding region runs from base 1 to 4881 and encodes 1626 amino acids. Lineage: Eukaryota; Bigyra; Opalinata; Blastocystidae. Gene Ontology annotation, cellular component: membrane. The transcript has a single exon. The record is from RefSeq and is a predicted model, not a curated record. Gene Ontology annotation, molecular function: calcium ion binding.